Molecule: messenger RNA, 2339 nt
Organism: Cyprinodon variegatus (sheepshead minnow)
Lineage: Eukaryota; Metazoa; Chordata; Actinopteri; Cyprinodontiformes; Cyprinodontidae
Gene: il12b2
Product: interleukin-12 subunit beta-like
Exons: 8
Coding region: 208-1221 (337 amino acids)
Molecular function (GO): protein binding
Source: RefSeq, a predicted model, not a curated record
UGGGUUUUUAUCAAUAUACCAGGGGUCAGUUUCUUUCGCACCUCAGAAAAGCUGUAGUAAGGAGGUGUGGAGGAAGAUGACGAUGAAUGCUCCACACGGCACUAUAAAAACAUGAUCUGUGAGUAGUUGGAGCAUACAUCACCAGGAUCACUCUGAUUGAAUCUGUGCAAUCAUCUCUCAUCUUGACCACAGACUCGCUUCAUCUAAAUGAUGGUAUUGUCGUGGAUAGCGGCAUUUCUGCUUAUCAGCAUUACUGCAUCACAAGAGCUCACCCACUUUCCUGAGCACUUUGUUGUGGUGAGAAGAAAUGAAAACUCUGUCACCCUUCCCUGCGAUUCAGCCAUAGCUGGACCUGUGACAUGGAAGAUGAACGACGAAGAUUUAGAUUUUGAUUACUUCUAUGAGCAGAAGGACCAAAAUCUAAGUGUGAAGGAGGUUGAUACACCCUUGCUUGGAGAAUAUAGCUGCUGGAGAGGGGAAACAAAAUUGUCGUCAACUCUUCUGUUACAGGAAACUGAGGAGGGAGAGGAUAUAGAUGCUUUGCUCACAUGCCAUGCAGUGUCCUAUGAUUGUAGCUUCAACUGCACCUGGACUGACAGCAGAUAUAAAAUGGUGCGCCUUGGAGUUGGCCCAGAAUGCAGUGAAGGUCAAACAUCUUGCCAAUGGGUGAGCAAAUAUCGACAGACUGAGAAUGAGAAAUUAACGUUUGAGCUGUCCCACAACAUUUCACCAUACGCUGAGGAAAACACUACGCUGGAAGUCACUGCCGAGGCCAUUGACAACCCCUUCCUCCUCAGGAGAACCAAAGUGUUUUAUCUCAGAGAGAUUGUUGUACCUGAAAGCCCAGAGAUUGUCAGUUCUCAGGUCGUGGGGCAGAAAUUGAAUGUCACCAUCAAACCGCCUUCCAGCUGGUCAACUCCUCACAGCUUCUUCAGUUUGGAGCAUGAGAUUGAAUACGUGUACAGGGAUGACGGCCGGGCCGAACGCUCUUUGUCUUCUCUGAUUCCGAAGAAGAUCAGUAAGCUGAGGGCCCGAUCAAGAGACCCGCUGGUGUUCUCAUCUUGGAGUCAGUGGACACAUUGGAAAAAUGUGAGGAAAUCAUGCCGAUGCAAAAAGAAAACAAAAUCUGAACUGCCAUCCCAGUGCUUGGAACACUGCAAGAAGAAAAAGGGGCAACGGAGACGUAAAAAAGCCAAGAAGAGUCCAAAUCCUGGCAAAUGAGGAUCUUUUUGACAUAAUUAUUCAGAGCAGCAAAACCUGUGCUGUUUUUUUGUAAAGCCACUGUCACUGCAAAAAAGGGUAUGGAAAGACUGGGAAUUUUUUUUUACUUUACAUCUCUGGUUUGCAUAAAGGUAGGAAACUAUGGUAUGAUGAUCAAAAACAAACACAUUUUACUCACAAGUAAUAAUCAUUAGCUGCGUUCUUGUUUUACUUUGUGUAAAAAUGAGUCAUUUUUACCUGUUUAUUGGCUAAAAUAACAGGUAAACAAAGCAUCUGUUUUUAGUUUAUUUUUGGUUGUUUUGUGUGCAGUGGGUUUGUUUGGGGUGUGGUUUCUUUGGUCGGCCACAUGUUGUUUUCAUUUUUUGUAAAAAGUUAAAUUGAUUUCACUUUUCAAUAUUUUUUUUGCUUAACUCUUCCUAAAACGGAAACAUGUUAAUUAAAGAGGUAAAAUAUCAAAGCUGAUGGUGAAACACUAACCUCUGUUGUUUCUCUCUCCAAGCGGGCACAGGACUGCAUCAUUGUAGAAUUGAAGGGGGGUUGCUCAGUUGGCAGUUAGCAAACUAAUUAAAGUGCAUUACUGCCUCCAACUGAUAAGGAGUCAAGCAAGGAAACAUGAAACAAGACUCCCCAGAAAAAUUCGAAUUAAAAAGAAAAAUUUGAAAAAAAAUAAUAGGUUUCCAAACUGUAUGUUUUAACCCAACAUAAUGAAAAACAUAAUCAAAUUUGUCCUCAUAAUUACUAAUUUGCCUUUAUGCUUAUGUCACUCUGCCAGUUUCUGACGGUCCUACUCAUUUUCCCAUUAUACUUUCAACCGCUUUCCAGUUUAAAUCUCUCACUUCAAGGUGUUUUUCUGCAGCUUUAGCUAUUAUUUUUGAUGUUUUCGGUUUUCUUUGUCGUCUGAGCACUACAAUUGAUCACUUCUACCAUAAAAAGUACAAAAUCCCUCUUUUUAACAAUCAAUGAAUCUUCUGCAGUUUUGGGGCACUCCUCCAGAGGUUUUGCAUAUUUCAUUUGUGCCACUGCUGAUUUCGGUCUUUCUGACUGGGAUGAGAUUCUUUUUGUAGCUUCAGCAUAACUUAAAGGAAUAGUACACCCAAAACAUGAUUAACCUUCAUUUU